AUGAAACAAAAAAACUAAUUUUAGUUGAAGAAUGCAAAAACUUAAAGUAUUUAUUCGUCUGAAUCAACAAUUCAAACUCCUUCUAGAUAAUUAUCACCUAAGUCACCAUAGAUUUAGAUUUCAUCUGCUUUAUCCUAUUCGAAUUUGCCUGUUUAAUCUGAUGCAUUAUAUUAGGUGAAAAUAAAAGAACUUUUAGAAGAAAAUUAAAAGUUGAUUCAUAAAAGCUCCAUGCAAGACUUAAUCAUUAAUAGAUUAUAAUAAAUAGAAGAAUUGGAACCAACACGAUCAAGCAGAAUUAAUACUUUAAACAAUACUCGCAACAAUAGCAAGAAACAAAUCAAUAAAAUUUAAAACUUCGUUUACACUAGCCAAAAAGAGAGCAAAGAUGAUAAACUGCUAUUCACAUUCUACAGUCCAGAACCAAAUCAGAAAACCAAUGUUUGUAAGCUUCCAAAGGUGUUCUAAGUGAUUCCAAAGAAGAGAAAAUACUUUAUAUGA
Molecule: messenger RNA, 498 nt
Organism: Paramecium tetraurelia
Lineage: Eukaryota; Ciliophora; Oligohymenophorea; Peniculida; Parameciidae
Exons: 2
Source: RefSeq, a predicted model, not a curated record